Molecule: messenger RNA, 2467 nt
Organism: Echinops telfairi (small Madagascar hedgehog)
Lineage: Eukaryota; Metazoa; Chordata; Mammalia; Afrosoricida; Tenrecidae
Gene: CCDC142
Product: coiled-coil domain containing 142
Exons: 9
Coding region: 297-1577 (426 amino acids)
Source: RefSeq, a predicted model, not a curated record
GCCUGUGCUCAGAGUCUGGGCUUGAAGCUGGGCCCUUGGAAGGACCCCAGGACAGCGGCACAGCAGCUGGGUCAGGCACUGGGCCAGGGUGAGUCGUGGGCUGCGGCCCUUGGGAAGGUUGGGGGCUCUUCCUAAGUCGUCUUAAUCAACUCCUUCAUCCUUCAGCCUGACUUUCAAUCGAAUGGCCCCGCUUUCCAUCCCGGUUCUGUGUUCCAGAGGCAGCCGCUCGACCCGCCCCUCGGCUCCUCCAUGACUGGGCAGGCAGUGGUGGUGGGAAAGAGGGCUUGUCAGGUGCCAUGUCAUUUCUCCCACUAGGAGCACUGCCCCAGGAGUGUGAGAAAGAGUUGGCCUCUUUGUGCCACAGCCUACUCCACCAAUCGCUUCUCUGGAGCUGGGACCAAGGCUUCUGCCAGGCUUUGGGAUCUGUGCACAGAGAUCAGAACAGCCUUCCNUCUCCCCGGGAUGGUAGCUCCUGCUCUCGAACCACUGAACUUCUGCAACAGCUCUUCCCCCCUCUCUUGGAUGCCCUCCAGGAACCCAGGUCAGCGCUGACCCUCCCGUGGCCUCCAGGUCUAGCGCCCCUGGCCCUGGGGCUCUGUACUCUCCAGACCACCCUGCUCUGGGUCUUGGGAAGAGCUCAGCAGCAUCUGGCAGCAUGGGCCCCCGGCUCUUUCUUGUUCCUGAUCCAGAAGGAUUUGCCUCUUCUAUUGCAUGAGGCACAAGCUUUGUCUAACCUAGUCUCCAAGGACAGCUUGGCCCUGGAGGUGGAGCAGCAGCUGGCCCUGCAGAUCCAGGAGCUGACUGCCCAGAUCCAGCUCCUGCCUGAAGAGUCACUGCAUCUCUUUGCUCAAGAAUGUCGUAAACAAGCCACACAGGGCUUUGAGCUGCACAUGCCAAGGGGUCGGCACUGGUGCCUUCAUCUCUGUCCUGAGCUGCCUAACGUUCCGAGUGACUAUGCUGGGCUGGUGGUCCGCACCGUCUUGCAGCCUGUGUUGCAAGGACUACAGGGAUUGCCGCCCACGGCCCAGGUCCCUGCCCUCAGCCAGGUGCUGACAGCCAUCCUGGGUGCCUGGCUAGACCACAUCCUCAGCCACAGGAUCCGCUUCAGCCUGCAGGGGGCGCUGCAGCUCCGACAGGACUUUGGAGUGGUCCGGGAGGUGCUAGAAGAGGAGCGGUGGGGCCUGGCCCCUGACCUCCGCCAGACUCUACUCAUGCUCAGCAUCUUCCAGCAGCUGGAUGGGGCCCUGCUAUGCUUAUUGGAGCAGCCCUUGCCCCGGACACGAGUCCACAGGAGGCCUCUCUGUUGCUGUGCUUGCGAUGAGGAGACCAUGGACUUGCCCAGCAGGAGCCUCAACAAUCUGGAGAGCUUGGAGCCCCCGCUUCAGCCUGGAGCAGCCCCGGCCCAGACAACUCAAUUGUUAAGCACACUGCUACGGGGAGGGGGACCUAGCCCUGAGGCUUACCUGGUGGGAAAUCAGCAGGCCUGGCUUGCCCUGAGACAGCACCAGCACCAGCACCAGUACCCCCGUUGGCACCUGCCCUUUCUUUCCUGCCUGGAGGCCAGUCCUGAACCGUAAGGAGCCCGGGCCCAGGGCUAAGAAUUCAGAGUUCCCCAUCUCUAGCAGAAGCUGCUGAGACCCUUGGAAUUGCAAGUUAAAGAGGCCUGGAACAGGGAGCUCAAGGAAGCCUACCUGCAAAGCACAAGGCACACAGAGCCUAGGGUCACAAGGAAGGUUCAAGAUCACUGCAGAGCUUGGAAUCCAAAGUCAAGGGCAAGACCACAGCCCGGAAUCUGGGAGGUCAACAUCCUUGAGAGACUCAGGGCUGGAAGCUGGGAAGGGUGGGGAGAGGGUUGGUACCCAGAGCACAGGGAAAGGGAACAUUUCAACAGGAAGCAGAGUUUAGACACCACUUCCAGGCACUGGUCUGAGAGGAAUGUUAUUCAUCCUGAUGCACAGAGGUGAAAGGGCAUUUCUGCACCUGGAUCAGGACCCCAGGAGCUAUUGUUAUCUUGUAUUCCUCUGCCCAGUAGUAUAUCAGUCAACUACGCUAAGCGUGCAACUUGCUUCAUCUUCAGUGACUUCCAUGAGGGUUACCUCCUGGUAGGUGUGUAAACCCUGCCGUAGUAGUGUUCCCUCUCCGCGGAGAGGACCGGGAUCCAAGACGGUGUUAGCCUAGAUCUGACACGGAAGGGAAAAGGCUACGUGAGAUCGACCUGUUUCUGAGCCGAUGCAAAAGGGCUUUGCAUUAUUAUUUUUUUUAAUUGUUUUCACCGUGACUGCUGCAGGACUAUUGGUGAUCGGCAGUAUUUGCUGAUCGGUAGUUUUGGGGCUCUAGCUGUGUGAUCCCAGCAGGUGCCUGCCUCCAGAUCAGGCGAUGGAAUCACCGCCCUACUCCCUUCCUCUUGGGUAGAGGAAUCCGGGCCGGCGGCCGAGUCCCGUUCCCCAGCCGAGCCGCGCGGGGCGCU